Messenger RNA from Castor canadensis (American beaver), 1410 nucleotides. RefSeq names its product otolin 1 (gene Otol1). NCBI's taxonomy places the organism in Eukaryota, Metazoa, Chordata, Mammalia, Rodentia, Castoridae. Gene Ontology annotation, molecular function: protein binding. The record is from RefSeq and is a predicted model, not a curated record.
AUGUGGAUGUUUUCUUGGCUUUGUGCCAUUUUAAUUAUUUUGGCUAUUGCUGAUAUAGACACAGUAGCAAAGACUACACCAUAUGCCAAAUUUACAAGGAAAUCUGAGGGGAAACACACGAAGGGUCUAAAGCCAUCCAACGGCUCACCUUGGGAGGAAGAGGAAACCCCCCUCACAGAAAUGGCUGCAGUGGUAGUGCCCACCACUGGGCUCCCUGACCCAGAUUCUGCCACUGUCUUUCCCUUUGAGAACUUCACCCUUGACACAGCUGGCUUCUUUUUGAAUUGCUGUCAUUGCUGCUCACCUGUUGCUGGACUGAAAGGAGAACCAGGAAAGAUUGGAAAACCAGGUCCUAAAGGAGAGGCUGGUGAUACGGGGAUCCCAGGACUACCAGGAGUUAGUGGACCCAAAGGCUUGAAAGGCCAGAAAGGAGAGAAGGGACUAAAGGGAGAACGUGGGGACCAAGGAACAAGUGGAGUUCCAGGCUAUCCAGGAAAGCCUGGAGAACAAGGUGGAGUUGGUCCUAAGGGGAAUAAAGGAAACAUUGGCCUGGCAGGAGUGAAAGGACAAAAAGGCUCCAAGGGGGACCUGUGUGGGAAUGGCACCAAAGGAGACAAAGGAGACCCUGGGGCCAUGGGCUCCCCAGGCUUGAAUGGAGAACCUGGAGCCAAGGGAGAGAAGGGAGAGAUGGGGGAGAAAGGCUACUGUGGAGAUUCUGGGGAGAGGGGAGGAAAAGGGCAAAAAGGUGAGGAGGGGUUGAAAGGGGAAAAAGGUAGUAAAGGAGACAUUGGGAUAGAAGGCAAAAGAGGCCUGAAUGGUUUGCCUGGGGUCAAAGGUGAUACAGGCAUUAAAGGAGAAAAAGGAGAGUUAGGUCCUCCUGGUUUUAUGGGACCUGCUGGGCCAAAGGGUGAGCUUGGGAGCAAGGGAGUACGAGGACCUAUUGGGAAGAAGGGCUCCCGGGGUUUUAAGGGCUCUAAGGGUGAGGUGGCCAAAUUCCCACAAUCUGCUUUCAGUGCUAUCUUAUCCAAGUCGUUCCCACCUCCCAACACUCCUAUUAAAUUUGACAAGGUUCUGUAUAAUGACCAAGGGGAUUAUAGCCCUGCAACUGGGAAAUUUAAUUGCAGUAUUCCUGGGACGUAUGUUUUCUCCUACCAUGUCACUGUGAGGGGUCGACCUGCUGGGAUUAGCCUGGUGGCCCGAAAUAAGAAGCAGUUCAAGUCCAGAGAGACUCUCCAUGGUCAGGAAAUAGACCAGUCUUCUCUCCUCCUCAUCUUGAAAUUAACAGCAGGAGAUCAAGUCUGGCUGGAAGUGUUAAAGGAUUGGAAUGGGGUAUAUGCCAGCACUGAGGAUGACAGCAUUUUUACUGGGUUCCUUUUGUACCCAGAGGAAGCUCCUAGAAUUUCACCAUAA